Messenger RNA from Siniperca chuatsi (mandarin fish), 7172 nucleotides. RefSeq names its product myosin IXb (gene myo9b). The transcript has 41 exons. Bases 592 to 6276 code for a protein of 1894 amino acids. Gene Ontology annotation, cellular component: myosin complex. Gene Ontology annotation, molecular function: microfilament motor activity; GTPase activator activity; ATP binding. The record is from RefSeq and is a predicted model, not a curated record. NCBI's taxonomy places the organism in Eukaryota, Metazoa, Chordata, Actinopteri, Centrarchiformes, Sinipercidae. Gene Ontology annotation, biological process: intracellular signal transduction.
UCACACUGCUGACUUGCUCUGUAUUAACUUCUCCUCCUCGGUAAUGUGAGUGUCACCGUCUCUCCCUCUGUUAAAAACUCCUCUGGUGUUUUAUCUCCUGUUGGCUAAACGGUGACAUCUUUCAGGUCAGUUAAGGGAAAACCAUCCAGUUAUUUCCAACUCGUCGACGAUUGUGUGUGUGUGUGUGUGUUUGUAUGUGUGGAGAAAUCUAGGAAGUAACGUUGACGUUAGCCCAACUUUUCGACCAGGACGACGGGGAGAAGUUAAUCCUCGAUUUCUCAAAGAACGUGUGAUUUGUUUGAGCAAUAACGUCGCAGAACUGCUGGGAAAUUACUUUUUCAUCAUUUAAAACUGUGAACAAGCCGGUUCUUGGCUCACCUUUUUUGGGAAGCUCAGGUGAAGAAACUUUCCCCCUCAAGUUGUGUGAUUGGAGUUCGUUAACACUAAGCAGGAGCUGCAGAGAUCUCCCUUCUCUUCGCUGUCAGGAUUAUUUCGGCUUUUAAAGAUGAAAUUACUGUUUUUCUCGAGAGUGGAUGCUAGCAGACAGCUGGGGGAGUGAGUUAUGCUGAAGCCUGCCUCAAUAUUUGUAUAAUGAGCACUACAGAUGGAGCCUGGGCCCCUGAACAGGAUGGAGAGGCCCGUGUUGUGCAGAUCUACCCCAGGCUGUCCCAGGACACAGCUGCCUACUGUCCCCUGCAGGUCAGCGGUGGGGACACACCAAAGACGGUCAUCCACAAUGCCGUAGUCACUCUGGGCCUGGAUGCCAGCCAGACAUACAGCCUGCUGGAGGUCAGGAAGAGCGGUGGAGAGGAGAGGUUGCUGGAGGCCGGGGACUCCCCUUUGGACCGAGUCCUGCUGUGGCCACCAGAGAACCAGAGGUGGCACCCUCAGAGCAGUGGGUACUACUUUAUCUUGCAGCAAGCCAACAAAGGAGGCAACCAAGUAGAAAGCAUCAGAGAGGACUAUGACGACCUCUGUAACCUCCAAACUGUGACUGAGGAGAGUAUUCUGGACACUUUACGCCAGCGCUUCUACAGACUCAAAAUCUACACCUACGCCAGCAACAUCCUCAUCGCCAUCAACCCCAAUAAGGUCCUACCUGUUUACUACAAUCCCAAGUAUGUCAAGAUGUACGAGAACCAGCCACUGAGCAAACUAAGCCCUCAUAUAUUUGCCAUAGCAGACGUAGCCUUCCGUGCUAUGCUGAACAGGCAGGUUAACCAGUGUAUUGUGAUAUCUGGUGAGAGUGGCUCAGGGAAGACUGAAAGCAGCCGUUAUCUCAUCCACUGCCUGACUGCCCUCAGCCAGAAGACAUACUCUACUGGGCUGGAACGGACUAUCCUCGGGGCUGGCCCAGUGCUAGAGGCCUUUGGUAACGCUAAGACUGCAGAGAAUAACAACUCAAGCCGCUUUGGGAAGUUCAUCCAGCUCAACUUUCUGGAGAGCGGUGUCAUCAGAGGGGCAGUUAUUGAGAAGUACCUACUAGAAAAGUGCCGCCUGGUGUCCAGAGAUAAGAGUGAGAGGAACUACCACGUGUUCUACUAUCUGCUGGUAGGAGCGUCCAAAGACGAGCAGGAGGAGUUUCAUCUAUUAAAGCCGCAAGAUUAUUUCUACCUCAAACUGGAAGACUUCCAUUUAGAUGAUGAGGAGGAACUUCAGCAGGAGUACAAGAGGCUCCAUCAAGCUAUGGAGAUGGUCGGCUUCCUGCCUUCCACCAAGAAACACAUAUUUUCCAUCCUCUCUGCCAUCCUGCUCCUGGGCAAUGUGACGUGGACACUGUCAAGGGAAACUGAAGCCCUGGAGGUCGGACCUGCUGAAGUUUUGUCCACACUGUCUCACCUGCUCAAAGUGAAAAAAGAGCUACUGGUGAAGACUUUGACCAAGAGGACAGUAGUGACCUCCCACGGCAGCGUGGUUUCACAGUACACACUACAAGAGGCCUCCACAGUGCGGGACUCCAUGGCCAAGUCUUUAUACAGCGCUUUGUUUGACUGGAUCAUCCUUCACAUCAACCAUGCAGUGUUCAAUAGACGGGACAUGGAGGAGUCUGUCUCUUGUUUGUCCAUCGGUGUCCUGGAUAUGUUUGGAUUCGAGAACCUCCAGAAAAACAGCUUUGAGCAGCUGUGCAUCAACUACACCAAUGAGAAACUGCAGUUUUACAUCAACCAGCACAUCUUCAAGCUUGAGCAAGAAGAUUAUGUGUCAGAGGGCAUCGCUUGGCAAAACAUCGACUACACUGAUAAUAGUGGCUGCAUUCAGCUGAUCAGCAUGAAGUCAUUCGGACUCUUUGAUCUGCUGGAUAAGGAGAGCAGCCUCCCUCAGGCCACAGAUGAAACCCUGUUGGGCAAGCUGAAGCAGCAGCAUCAGGACAACCCAUUCUUCGUACCCUCUUCAAAUACAGAGCAGACUUUUGUCAUUCAACACUUUCCUGGGAGGGUUAAAUAUCACAUCAAGGGUUUCCGGCAGAAAAACACAGAGCACAUGCGCCCUGAAGUCGUAUCACUUCUACGGAGCAGUGAGCGGGCGUUCCUGCAUCACUUGGUUGCAUCCAGUCCAGAAGCACUGUUCAGAUGGGGAGUCCUUCGAGCCACCAUUCGCAUCCUCACAGUAUUCAAGAAAUUAGGACGAAAGCGGGCAGAAUUUAGCGUAGCUUCCAAAAAAAACUCCCUCAGGUCCCUCAAAGACAGGAAACAGCACAGCAGUCCUAUGGAGAGACUGUCCAGCAACAGCCUGACUCUGGAUUUCUCCUUUGAUCGCUCUGAUGAAAUGCCUCUUGAUGUAUUUGAAGACAUCUUUGCCAAUUAUGAAAAGAGAAAGAAAAAUAGAUGCGGUCGACAGAAGCAGCUCAUUCCAAAGAAGCUCAUGGAUUUGCACUCACUCCAACAUAUUGUUGGUCUCACCGCACAUGACCGAACCAGCAAAUUCAUCUUCCACCCUCAUCGGAAGACAAGGCCCCCUACAGUUAGCGUUCAGUUUCAGGCCUCACUCAGAAAGCUGAUGGAGACAGUUGAAAAAGCCGAGCCAUUCUUUAUUUUCUGUAUUCGCUCCAACGCUGAAAAGAAGGAGCUGCACUUUGAUGAUGAACUUGUGCUACGGCAAAUUAAGUACACAGGCAUACUGAAGAUGGUUCACAUCCAGAAGUCUGGCUACAGUGCCAAAUACACAUUUAAGGAAUUUGUCGAGAAGUUCAGAAUGUUGCUUCCAAAAGGAGCUACAGCAACAUCAGAGGACAUAACUGAACUGUUUGAGAGGAUGGAGAUGGAUAAGUCCACCUAUCAAAUAGGAAAAACCCAGGUGUUCCUCAACGAGAAGGAGAGGCAACUGCUCCAUGACACUCUUAACAAAGUAGUGAUGCGUCACAUCAUCAUCCUGCAGCGCUGGUUCCGUGUCUGUCUGAUAAGGUUGCACUUCCUGCAAAAGAAAGAUGCCACUAUGAUUAUACAGAGGAGCUGGCGUGGGUUUUAUGAGAACCAAAACCGAGCUGCUACAGUGAUCCAGACAGCAUGGAGGAGUUCCCUGAAGAAGUCAAAGCAACAACAUGAGGAUGCCGAGAAGACGUCCAAAGCUCAGCCUGGACGGGACAGCUUCACAAAAAAAGAGUUAAAGAGGCAGCACAAAGUGGAGCUCAGCCCCAGCAGGACCCAGCAGCCUGACCCAGUCAAUGGCCAGUCGGCACAGAGGGCCAGGAGCAGGGAGAAGCGAGACGGCAGAGGAUCCCCUCCGACUCUCAACAGACCCCUCUCCCUCCCACUGGACCCUAAAGUUGGCAGUAACUAUCGCUCCCCCAGCCCCUUUAAGGGCAGCCCGCUUCAGCGCUACAAAGAUAUGGGAGGCAUCAAGGAGAAGGCCGAGAGGUGGAAGGAAAGACAGAGCGAUGAUUCAAGUCCAGAAUUACGGCGACGACACAAUAGGAAAGACGAGUUUCAGCUCAAAGGGAAGUCCAUGUCGGUUGAUGAACUGUCCAAGAUCAGCUCAUCAGGCUCUGAUACCUCACCCACAACCAAUGAGGCCAGGGUGCGUCUCCGCAAGCUGCCCAAACACAAGCGGCGCUUAGCCCACGCCCGCAGCGGUUUGAUGAAUAACUUUGGGGGCUCCAAGGAGAGCGAGUACUGGAGCUUUCCGCUGCCUCCCAUCAGCCCCCAUGUGCCCAGCCUGAAGAGCUCGGCCAGUUGUGUGGAUGUCCAGGCCCUCACAUCUCAGGUCAAGAUACCAGCAGAACUUGAUGGGUCAAAAUUCAGCUUUCCAACCAGGAGCACCAAUGAGGACUCAGGACAACGGGGACCUAACCAAUCACAACUCACAACUCCUGAGAGGAUUUGGUUUCUCAGUAAAUUCCUGAGAAAGCGGGCGCCUAAAUGUUCCACGACCAAUGACUCUCCGUCAGAUAAAGCCGUCACCUUGCCCAGAUACACUCCACAUCCCUACCACAUGCUAAACCAGAACAGUGAGAGGGUCAGUCGAAACCCGACCAUUCGAAUCAGCCGGGCCACACGGGUGAUGCAAUGGAAUGUGUCCCUGGACCGUGAGAUCACCGACCCCAAAGAGCUGCGAAACCUGGAUGAAUUCCUCGGCAAUCAGGUGAAUGAGCUGCGAACCAGAAUAAAAGAGCUGUCACCAACAGAGAGCAUCUUCCUUACAGCCACAAUGCAGUUCAGAGAGACCAUCAAAGGCAUGUACUCGAUCCAGAAGCCCCAAAUUGGCUACAAAGAUCUGAUGAAGGGCUACCACAACAAAGUGACCACACUAGCAGGGUCCAAGCAGAAGGCAGAAGUCUCACUGGUGGUCAACUUGUUUCAGUCUGUGCUGGACGGCUUCAUUAGGGGCGAGAUAAAACGAGCAGAGUCAGAACCAGCCAAGGCCACCAAGAUUACAAAGAAGAGGUGGAAAAAGGACAAAUGUCCUAAUAGUCCUCUGGGUCACCUGUUCAGCACAUACCAGGUAAACAUUAUGCAGUCAUGUGACAUAUGUGGCUCCUACAUCUGGGGAAUGGAGAAAGCCUACAUGUGCAGUGCUUGCAAGUUAAUAUGUCACAAGAAAUGCCUGACCAAAAUCAUCACAGAUUGCUCUACACGGUGUAGGAAGCAGGAUGACAGUGUAUCAGGCUCCCUUAACUUUGGGGUGCAGGUGUGUGUCCUCACCAGUAAAGCCAACCCUGUGCCCAAAGUGGUGGAGUUGUUGCUGAUGCAUGUGGAGCUGCACGGUCUCUACACGGAGGGUAUUUACCGCAAGUCGGGCUCAGCCUGUCAAGCGAGGGAGCUCCACCAGAUUCUGGCAACUGAUCCUGAGGCAACAUGUUUAGAGAACUACCCCAUCCACACCAUCACAGGUCUGGUUAAACGUUGGCUCAGAGAGCUGCCGGACCCCCUCAUGACCUUUUCCCUCUACAGCGACUUUCUGCAUGCUGUGGAGCUGCCAGAGAAAGCUGAGAGACUAAAGGCUGUAUACCAAAAGAUUGAUGAACUUCCUCCUGCUAAUUACAACACGUUAGAGCGGCUCAUCUUUCACCUUGUCAGGGUUGCAAAGGAGGAAGAGCAAAAUAAGAUGUCACCAAGCUCUCUUGCUAUUGUGUUUGCCCCUUGCAUCCUGCGUUCACCUGAUGUCAAUGACCCCUUCCUUGGUAUGAAGGAUGUGUCCAAGACUACACUGUGUGUUGAAAUCCUGAUCUCUGAGCAGUUCAGACGCUACACAGAGAAGAUGCAGAAUAUCCAGGAGCUGGAAUACGCAGAAGCCCUGGCUGUAAAUCAGCUCAAGCUAAGGAGACAAAACACGGUUGUUGAAAAGCCUUCAGAGCUGGAAGAUCCAAAGCAAAUACCUUUGGAUGAAACAGAGAGGAACCUCAUCGAUAGGAUCAAGUCCAUCAAGCAAGAAAAGGUGAACUUGGCCUACAGGUUACCUGAACUGGAGCAGGAGAACUCUGACAAUGAAAACCUGGACUCGUUGUCAUCAGUGAGCACAGAGAGCCUAGACCAUCUGGUGAACGUGGACUCAGAAGGAAAAGUGACCAUGCGAUUGAAAACCCAGAAACCCGACUGCCUUGCUAAACCUCCUGACCUGGCGCAGAGAGUCAGAAGCAGAAGUCUGAUGGCUCAAACAGAUGAUGAACCGACAGAGUUCGCACCAGGACAAAAGAUAGAUGUUACCCAAUCCACGUGCUUCCUUCCCAGCCAAGACAACUCCUCCCCAACCAACAAACCCCAGGUCACCAGCAAGACUUUAAAUGGGACCUAUGACGACCUGGACAUCCCUUAUAUCGAUGACUAUGAAGAUCUAACCUGAGCAUAACUCCACAAGCUGUAAUUAUUGGAAUAUUCUCAAAUAUGUGUUAAUAGAAGACUUGUUAGUUCAAAAAGGAACACUGUGCCUAGUUUUAUAGACAUUUCCAUUUGUCAAUGCUGCUAUGGAAAAUACGUGCUUUGAGAAUUUAUAUGUAUGUAAUGGGAGUUCGAACGGACUGUCCCUUCAGGGUUUUUAUAACAAAUCUGGAGAAGACCUAACAGCAAGGACUACUCAGCCUCUUUAUACCAAUACACAGUAUGUGAUUUUAAACAUAUUUCAGAAUUGUACAGCACACAUUUUAGAAAAGGUAGGUAUUUUGGACCAGCUCUGUGAAGCUGUGUGACCAGCUGUGUUUCAUCUGUAGAGAAAAACAGGACAACAUUAUGAGGAGCAAUUGAGGAUACAAGUGCCUCCUUUACUAAUGGACGUUAUUCUGAGCUCGACCACUGUGGUACUAAUGGGACUUUAUGGUGUUUGUGGGGAAAGAAAUGUCUUGGACAUGUACCAAAAAAGUUGAUAGGAGAAUCAGAGUGAUUCUCUAUUGUACAGAGUGACAUUGCAUUGUUGUGCAUCUGAAACGGUUCAGUUGUGUUUUUGUCCUUUUCAUUUUCCUCUGGUAUAUACUCCUGUGACUGACCACUGAUUCAAUAUAGCUGUUAAAGAAAUGGUCAUAUUGCUGCCUUUUAGACUGACUGAAAAUACUUCCCUCUUCACUUUUGUUGGUAUUGCAAGGCUGUGCAGUUUCACCAAGGUUACAUUUUGUCUAUACAUGCAGGUAUGUUUUUAAAUAUGCAUGCCUGUACAUUUUAUAAGGGGUAGCAAUGCAUGUUUGGGUGAACAUCCUCCGAGUUUGACUUUUGUCACCAACUGAAUUAAACGGACCAUUUUCAAAUGUC